AUGGCUUUUGUCAUGUCUCUGGCACGCACCAAGAGGGUGAAAUACAUAGGACAGGAUGGCUCUGAGGUCUUUCAAGAGGACAAUCGAUGGCACUUUCUCAGUGCGGAGAACCUGGCCUCCCAGGGGGAGGUGGAUGUCAUAUUGGACCUGGUCAGCGCUGUGGAGGCAGGGCAGCACCUGAACGUGGCGAAUGUCCCGCCGCCUAAGAACACCCUGCAUGGGCUCACCAGCCAGCGCGCCCUGCAAGUGCAGGCCAAACGCCUGCAGCUCCAGGAUGCAGCGCAGCGGCUGAGCAGGGGGGCAGGGCUGCUGGCGGCCAGCCUUGACCGGGAUGACACCUACUACAGCCAGGCGGCGCAGCUGCAGCGCUCGUGGAAGCUGAAGGCCAGCCCUUCUGGGGCAGCGGCGCCGCUGACUGUGGAUGUCAGCCUGCCAUUCGCGCCCCGAGGGAAGCGCGAGCCUGCAGUGGAGCCCCUGCUGCUAGACCGGCUCCCCAAUGGCGAAGUCUGCAUCCCUGAGCUUGCUGGGCUUGAGGGCGGCAGCAUCAGUCAUGAAGAGCGUGUAGACGGGAUGAGCAGCAAUGGUUUUGCAGAGAUGCAGGAGCCAGGCAGCACUGCCAAUGAACCCGGGCCGAGUGGGAGGGGUGGGGUGGAUGCAGCGUACCGCCUGCUGCAGAGCCGGCAGCGGCAGGUGCUGUGGGGCGCCGUGCAGCGGCUGCUGGAAGCGGAGGCCGCGGAGGUGGACGGGGGCGGCAGCGGCCACGUGCUUGCAGCCGAGCUGGUGAAGCGUGCCACCGGGCCGGCCCAGCCGCCCGCCGCCGCUCUGGGGCCCCUGCUGCUCAGCCUCUUCCUCAAAGCUGUCGACGAGAGGGGAGGCGGCGUGCUGGCAGAGGCGUGCGGCUGGAUCCGGUUUGUGGCGUUCCAUGCAAGGGUGUGCGCAUCGCUGGAGCGCCAGGCCGCGCGGCUGCUGGACGUGUCCCUCUCGUGGCUGCCCGUAACGGGGCUCAUGCGAUCGGCCGUGCAGAUCCGCAUCGAUUCCCGGCCUCCGCUGCUGCUGCUCAUCGCAGGGGAAACUCUGCUGCUGGAGGGACAGGCUGGCGGUGGCGCGGCUGCUUUCAUGGGCCUCAGAAAUGGAUCCUGCGGGCAGAGCCGAGUGCCAAAGCAGGAAAGCAACAGUCUGCUGCACAGGCUGCGGCUGAGCAGCGGAUACUGA
This is a messenger RNA of Coccomyxa subellipsoidea C-169, 1212 nucleotides long. RefSeq lists its product as hypothetical. The coding region runs from base 1 to 1212 and encodes 403 amino acids. Gene Ontology annotation, cellular component: core mediator complex; mediator complex. Gene Ontology annotation, biological process: regulation of transcription by RNA polymerase II. Gene Ontology annotation, molecular function: transcription coregulator activity. Lineage: Eukaryota; Viridiplantae; Chlorophyta; Trebouxiophyceae; Coccomyxaceae. The transcript is spliced from 7 exons. The record is from RefSeq and is a predicted model, not a curated record.